AUGUCAUAUGAUAUUUUACUUAUACUCGCUCAAUUUAUGAUAUUCAGUAACAAAUAUGACUUCGUAACGACAAAAGCACUAAUUGGUCACGGCAUUGCACCCGCAGAAGGGACAAAAUUUUCUUCUGUCGUAUGUAUCGCCAAUAGAAUACCAAUAGAUUCCGAUCCGGAUAGCCUAGUUCUUUGUACUGGCGUUCUCAUAUCAUCAACUCAUUUAUUAACAGCUGAGCAUUGCGUGGAUGACCAAUCGACCUCUUUUCAAGUGCUUGUCGGAUCAACCGACUUACGUACGGCCACAAUAUAUUAUCCAUUUUGGUGGUUAACAUUCGAUUGGUGGGCAUCUGCAACAGGACAACCGGUAGUGAAUACAAAUGACAUCGCUAUCACAAGAGUAAAUAUUUAUUUCAAUUAAAUAUUACGU
Molecule: messenger RNA, 420 nt
Organism: Ceratosolen solmsi marchali
Lineage: Eukaryota; Metazoa; Arthropoda; Insecta; Hymenoptera; Agaonidae
Exons: 2
Coding region: 1-411 (136 amino acids)
Biological process (GO): proteolysis
Molecular function (GO): serine-type endopeptidase activity
Source: RefSeq, a predicted model, not a curated record